UGCUCUUUGCCUGCCUGAUCAGUGUUUUGACCCAGCUUGUGUUUUUGGAUUCAACUGUUUAACUGGAUUACGCCCCAAGCCCAGCCCUCUGGAUUUGCUAGCUCCUUUUCUGCCCCUUGGUUCAAGACCCUCACCUGGAGAACGGACCUCGCCUCUGUCUCGUCCCCCUCUCUCCACUGGUUUAAAGCUGCCUUGCUCUGCUCUCACUCUCCCCACUGUGACGCCAUCAGGUCCUUGUCAGUGGAUCCCUUGGAUGCCACCUUUGGGACGGAGACCGAACCCCAGGAAAAGCACACAGGCUUUCUUCCCCUCCCAGCUUCUGAGAAGCUGCUUCAGCCUCAGUCUGCCAUCUGUUUUGAAAAGAUAAUAUCACUCUGAAGCUGAGCAACACAUCAUCAUUGUUGGAUGUGAAGAUGGGUCACACUUUCUUCUUUUUGCUGGCCAUUUUGCUUCUCUGCCCUUUCCUUCAGUCUGAAAACACCCAAGCAGAAAUUAUGUCUCUAUCAGAGUCAAAGUCUGUCCUGACUGUAUCUCCAUCAUGGUUGACUCCUGGAGCCUCAGUAACUCUGAAGUGUGAGGUUCAACCUCCAUCUGCUGGAUGGGCGUUCUACUGGUAUAAAGCUGUUCCUGAUCCAACAAAGAAAGACUACAGAUAUGAGCUCCUGUCCGAUGGCAUCAAUGGGACUGUAGAGGACUUUUACAUCAUUCGUGGACAGAAAAACACAGCAGGAUAUGCAUGUAGAGCUGAAAAAGCAAACCCAGAUUUUAUCACUCAUUACAGUCAACCAAAGUUUGUCUGGUCUGCAGAUGCACAUCCAGCAGCCAGUCUGACAGUGAGUCCUGAAGAAGAUAAACAUUUCACUGAUCAUAAUGUUUCUUUAAAAUGUGGCGGAAACUUGACUGAAUGGAAAAUAAGAAGUUAUACUGUGAUUAACAACCAGUCAUAUUUAUCAGACUGCUCCACCUGGUGGACAGUGACAGGAUCAUCAUGUGUCAUCAACAGUCAGUCACAUUAUGAGGCAGUGUGGUGGUGUGAGUCUAAAUCAGGAGAGUACAGCAAUGCAGUCAGCAUCCCUAUAUACAAUAGAGAUCUUCUCCUGGUGAGCCCAUUCCAUCCUGUGACUGAGGGAGCUUCUAUUACUCUGACCUGCAGACUGAGAGGACAAAACACACUUUCUAAUGUGAUCUUCUAUCACAAUGACAAACUGCUACAAAAUGACAGCAGACAGGAGCUGAAGAUCUCUGCAGUGUCUCAAUUAGAUGAGGGUUUCUACAAGUGUGAACAUUUAGGAAUGGUUUCACCACAGAGCUGGAUGGCAGUUCAAGCCGUAUUCAGGCUCAGGAGCUUUUCAUUUUUUGUGUUGUUGGUCCUUGGAGCAGGUUGUGGAUGCACGUUCAUUAUGCUGCUGCUCCUGCUGUGUUGCUUUAGGCAGUCCCAAGAACCAGAUGAAUUCAAAGAUGUCACAUAUGCCUCUAUUAACUGGGAAAAAUCUGGAAAGAAGAGAGGGGAGAAUGAACCCGAGGGAGAUGAUGUUCACUUUGAUUUGAAAACCGGAGCUGCAGAACCUGCAGCAGAUGAUGCAGUAAUUUAUUCUGAAAUAAAAUGCUCUCAGAAAGGAUGCUGCCAUGAGUUUAGGCUCUGUGCUCAGGGGGUUUGUUUUAAAAGAUGUUAAAUGAUAGAACACAUAAAACUACUCUUACAUCUUAGAUAGGCCUUUCAUUUAUUUAUCUUCUUGGUAACCCUCAUGUCUGUGCAGACAGCUGUAUCAAUCAAACCAAAGAAACCUGCUUUAUAAAAGCAUAAUAUGCUUCUCUGCACCCAAACCCCAGAGACUUUUUUUAGUUGGAACAUUUGAUCUGAUGUAGAACAUGCUGGCUUAUUGUUGUUUCAUUUAUUAUGUAACUUCUGUAAACAAUUACUAUUUGCACUUAUUGUUGUUACUCUAUGUUAAAUGUUUAUGUGCAGAAAAUGUGAAAACAAUUACUUCAAAUUGUAGGUUUUAUUUUAUCCAGUAGAAGAACUUUAAGGUCAGUUUAUUCUGUUCCGUAUUAAAUGUUAAGUAUUUAAUUUUUAAGUGUAAGAUAUGAUAGGUUUGUAGAUUCUUUUAUAGGAUGAGACACCAGAGAUUCACAUACACUUUUUAAAAAGAUAACUGGCUGUUUCUAUUUUUCACUUCCAAUAAACCUGACUAAACCUUUGUUGUUUUAGGUCAGUAAAGGCUACCAAAAGUAAGCUUCAUUGCUAAAUGGAACAAUACUCAGACAGAAGUAUUUUGCUUCCUCUUGAUCCCAUUACAAAACACUCCCACAACCUCCCAGUUGGGAUGGUAGUCCUGUUUUUUUUCUCCACAUGUAACAAUAAUCAUUAUGGUCACACUUCAACUAUAGUUGAACAAGACCACUGGAUUUUUCUCUAAAACUAAUUUAAUUUCUCCCUGUGUUUCACAAUCUGAACGUGUUUGGGUUUUCUUUUUCUUUUGGAUUUAUUGCUCCUAGAUCUCUUAUGAUUUUUUUCCAUGCUUUGUUAUUUCUUGUAUUCGGUUCAUUGUGUAUUUUAGACAAUUUUCUGCUUUAACUUUGUCCAGUUUUAUUCAUGUUAUUGCAUUUAGUGCUCAAGUUAUGUUUUUUGUAUAGUUUUAGUUUAUGGAGUUUUGACGAAAAUUCAAACUGAAAGACUCACCUCCACCCCCCGGCCGUCCUAUGACUCCACCGUGCGUCUCUCAUCUAUCCAAUCAGCGUCAGAUCCGCAUGUGUCUUCAAUCAAUCA
This is a messenger RNA of Girardinichthys multiradiatus, 2767 nucleotides long. RefSeq lists its product as uncharacterized. Gene Ontology annotation, biological process: cell surface receptor signaling pathway. NCBI's taxonomy places the organism in Eukaryota, Metazoa, Chordata, Actinopteri, Cyprinodontiformes, Goodeidae. The transcript has 10 exons. Gene Ontology annotation, molecular function: transmembrane signaling receptor activity. The coding region runs from base 414 to 1673 and encodes 419 amino acids. The record is from RefSeq and is a predicted model, not a curated record.